Alnus glutinosa is the source of this 944-nucleotide messenger RNA. Its product is annotated as dehydration-responsive element-binding protein 3-like. Bases 165 to 803 code for a protein of 212 amino acids. Gene Ontology annotation, biological process: regulation of DNA-templated transcription. Gene Ontology annotation, molecular function: DNA-binding transcription factor activity; DNA binding. The record is from RefSeq and is a predicted model, not a curated record. NCBI's taxonomy places the organism in Eukaryota, Viridiplantae, Streptophyta, Magnoliopsida, Fagales, Betulaceae. The transcript has a single exon.
UUUUGUCAUUGAGAAAAAAUUUGUGGUUGGUUGAAGGUCGCUCUAUAUGGGAGCGUAUCUAUCCACUGGGCAACCCUCUCUCUCUAUUUCUCUAUGACUUGUUGCAUUGUGACAUCAAUAUAUAUUUUUAUCAGCAGCUGGCCGGGCCUCUCGCAACAGCAACAAUGGCAGAAGCAAACAACUCAGAAGCUGCAAGCAGCAGCAGCUCAUCCACAUCUUCACCCUUUUCAUCCCACUCGGUCUCUAAAUCCCCAGAGCAGAGAAGAGGCAAGAGACCCAGAGAGUGUAGCAAACACCCGGUCUACCGGGGCGUCCGAAUGCGCAGCUGGGGCAAGUGGGUGUCCGAAAUCCGCGAGCCCCGCAAGAAAUCCCGUAUCUGGCUUGGCACAUUUUCAACGCCAGAAAUGGCUGCAAGAGCACACGACGUCGCUGCACUGAGCAUCAAAGGUGACUCGGCGGUGCUCAACUUUCCUGAGCUCGCUCCUCUGCUUCCUCGACCACUAUCAGCAACGCCACCACACAUUCAGGCUGCUGCGGCUAAAGCAGCUGCCAUGGUCGAGCUUCAUUCGGAAUCAUCUUCCUUGUCGGAAUCCGAGGAGCUGGGUGAGAUCGUGGAGUUGCCCAAUAUAGAUGGGAGUUUUGACUCGCUCGAGUCAGGGACGGUUGAUGGUUGGCUCUAUGAUUAUCCGCCCAUGGGGCUAGAGGGAGCUCAACUUUUUGGAGAUUUCUGUGAUCAUCAGAUAUUGGCGUUUGAGAGCUUUAUUCCGAGUAACCUUGAAAUCUGGUGUGGGAUAAAUGGGUAAUUAACCACUAUGUUGGUGUUCUUUCGAUCAGUUUUUACAAGUUUUUUUUUUUUUUUUGGCUAACUGGGCACCUCUACUGUAAUAUAAUUACUUAAUUAGUUAAUUCACACAAUACAAUAAAAUAACUUUUUUUUUUUUUUA